Molecule: messenger RNA, 2321 nt
Organism: Astyanax mexicanus (Mexican tetra)
Lineage: Eukaryota; Metazoa; Chordata; Actinopteri; Characiformes; Acestrorhamphidae
Gene: dnajc1
Product: DnaJ (Hsp40) homolog, subfamily C, member 1
Exons: 12
Coding region: 357-1928 (523 amino acids)
Cellular component (GO): endomembrane system
Source: RefSeq, a predicted model, not a curated record
AUGCUUCUUUCUGUUAUAACAAAAGGAUGAACUGCUGCUGCCCUGUGCACCAUCCCCCGGUUCUUUGUGCCAGGCGCUGGUGUGGUGUGGGUGCCGGUGUGUCUCCGGCGCUCCGCCCUGAUUGGUCGCUCGAGUGGCGGCUGCUGUGAAUGCGGGUUCCGCGGUCUUCACACAGCGGAGCGGAGCGGCCACGUAGUACCAGAGAGAGGGAGAGGAAGAGAGAGAGAGACAGACAGACAGAGAGAGGGGGGAGGGCAUGUUAGACUACCCUAAAGUAUACUACAUACCCUCUAAAUACACCGGCAUGGACGGGUGUUUUUAGCUAACACUUCUCUAAGCUUUUUAAAAAAGCGAAAAUGCCCUUAGCGGUGAUCACGCUGCUGUGGGCUGCCAGCCUGCUUACCCUCCAGCCUUUACCGGCUGCAGCGUGGGACACAGAUCUGGAGCUUUUCGACCUGGUGGAGGAGAUUCCUCAGUCCUUUUACGAAUUCAUGUCUGUUAGCCAAGAUGCAUCAUCAGCCGAGAUCAAGAAGGCCUACAGAAGACUGUCUCUUGUCCUUCACCCAGAUAAAAACAAAGAUGAAAAUGCUGAAACCCAGUUCCGACAGCUGGUUGCCAUUUAUGAGGUUCUUAAAGAUGAAGAAAGGAGACAACGAUACGAUGACAUCCUGGUUAACGGACUGCCUGACUGGAGGCAACCAGUGUUUUACUACCGGCGUGUGAGGAAGAUGAGCAAUGGAGAGCUGGGCUUCCUUCUCUUCCUUAUCCUUACAGUGGGCCACUAUGCUGUGAUCUGGUCCAUCUAUCUGGAGAAGCAGCUGGACGAACUUCUUAGCAAAAAGAAAAAAGAGAAGAAGAAAAAACAAAGCAGCAAGAUAGUUGAGGAAUUGAAGACCAGUGGACAGGAAAAAACAGAGAGAUCAGAUAAACCACACUGGCAUGAUAUUCUGCCACUCAAACUAAGCAUCUGGCUAUACUACUCUUUGAAGUCUCUUCCUCACGUCAUACAGGAUGUGAAGCAGUACUACAAAGAGUACAAAGAGAUGAAAGUGAAAGAGAAAGAAGAAGCAGAAGCUUUAGCACUAGCAGAGCAAGAAAGUCAACAAAGAGAGAAGCGCCCCAAGGUAAAGAAACCAAAAGUGGAGUUUCCCGUUUAUGAGCCCAGCGAGGCAGCUUGCAUACCUGCAUAUGAUCAGGGAGCAUCUAUUGAGGAUAUCGAGGAUCAGAUGAAUGACUGGCUUGAUGACAAGAAACAUAAAAACAAAACACCAGGGUGGACAGAUGAAGAUGUCAGCCUCCUGACCCGCUGCAUGGCCAAGUUCCCUGGAGGGACACCAGGCCGAUGGGAGAAGAUCGCUCAUGAAUUGGGCAGAUCUGUUGCUGAUGUGACAGCAAAAGUGAAACAGGUCAAAGACGGUGUUUCCAACACAUCAGGACUGGUAAAGCUCUCAGAGCUGAAGAGUUCUGCAAUGGUUGGAAAAAGCUCUGUUCCUGACAGUCUCAUGACCCAGAGAGAGGAGGUCGGACUGCAGGGACCCUCAGAACCAGACGCAGCUGGAGAAAUGGAGAGCAAGACGGUAAGAAGGAGAGGCAAAAAAUCUGCCGCUGGGACAGGAACGGCGGAGGAGAAGGUUAAGGGGCGAAGGCAGAGAGACUUUGACCCCACGGCUGUGGAUGAGGACAGCGACGAUGAGAAAAAGUCAUCGCCCACCGCACCACCCAAGGAAAAGACCGGCACUUCUGAUGAUGUUUGGACUCAGAACCAGCAGAAACUUCUGGAACUCGCCCUGCAGCAGUUUCCCAGAGGCACUGCGGAACGCUGGGACAGAAUCGCUAAAGUGGUACCUGGGAAAAGCAAGGAGGAGUGCAUGAUCCGUUACAAGCUGCUCGCAGAAUUGGUGCAAAAACGGAAACAAGCGAAGAGCUGACCCUGACGGCCCUUCGAGCCCUCUUCUCUAUUCCCUUCAUCUCUCUGUCAUGUGCCUUAGCUUUGCCAAAAUCAUACUGUGUAUCUGAACAUUUACAUGUUCUGCAGUAUUUGGACAAUUCAGUAUUGGAAAAACCCAUCCAUGACCUGUAUUACACAACUGCUGAUGUGCUGAAAAAUCAGUUGAAUUAUUUAUUUUUAAUUGUUCUUCGCUGCAGUCUUCACCCAUAAUGUUUCUCAGUGCAGUUUAAAGCAUGAGAAACAGAAAGUCUCAGUUAUUUUAAAAGAUGUUUUUUUCUUCAACCCCUAUUUUUUUCAAAGACAAAGUAUGUUCUUUUUAUUUGUUUCAGUCACACUGUAAUGAAACAUACAUAAAGCAUUAUUAUACAAUUGA